Messenger RNA from Sitophilus oryzae (rice weevil), 1068 nucleotides. RefSeq lists its product as uncharacterized. NCBI's taxonomy places the organism in Eukaryota, Metazoa, Arthropoda, Insecta, Coleoptera, Curculionidae. Bases 1 to 1068 code for a protein of 355 amino acids. The transcript has a single exon. The record is from RefSeq and is a predicted model, not a curated record.
AUGAAGAGGGUAUUCUCAUCUACUCAGGCAAAUCGCCUUUACACCAGGAUGGAGAAAAAUUUUCUUCGUGAGAGGAUUCAUACAUCUAGACGAGACUUAGCAAAGGUAGACAGGGAAUUGAUCGACCUAUUUUAUAUCCUUACCGCCAACAUGCAACCUGUAGACUGGGACAAGAUUGACGGAAUAACAUACCAAAAUAUGCAAAAUGAAUUGGAAAGAACAUCAGCUCGCCAGAAGAUCAAAUAUGAAAAACUGCAACCAAAAACCAAGCCGGAAUAUAGGAUAUCUCUUGAACCUGCUCGAACCGUGGUGAAUCUCACAGAUAAGACCCUUACGACAUCAGAAGUAACAUUAUUAGCGAAGGGAGGAAACUUUGCCAUAACACCGAAAGUGGUUCCAGUGGAAGACAUUAUUGCCGGAACAGAAGCUGCCAUACGUAACCUUCCUAACAGUAUCGCAGACGAAAUCCGAUUUGAAACGGUCAACAUAUUGAGAACUGCUAAGGCUCCAAAAAGUAAUCUGUCUAGGGAAGAACAUCAGGCUCUAAAAUCGCUGAAUGCUGACAAGGACAUUCUGGUCUUACCGGCAGACAAGGGGAAUGCUACGGUAGUAAUGAAGUCUGAGGAUUAUAGGUCCAAAAUCGAGGAUCUACUGGAGCCCCAGACUUAUAAGUUACUGAAGAAGGAUCCUACUGCCUUAAUUGUCAGAAACACCAACAGACUCAUCAAGGCCUCCUCACUCCCGGAACAUCUGAAAUCAAAAUUAAUUAACUCGGAAGCUCAACCACCACGCCUUUAUGGACUACCAAAAAUUCAUAAAGCUAGUGUCCCACUUAGACCGAUAGUGAGUGCUCCAGGAUCGCCUACUUACAACUUAGCUAAAUACUUGACUACGAUCCUACAACCGAAAGUCGGCAACACAAACUCUUAUGUGAAGGACUCAACGCAUUUCGUCCAAAAGCUAAAAGAUAUAAAACUGGAACCAUCUGACAUCAUGGUAAGCUUCGAUGUGGUAUCUCUAUUCACGAGAGUACCCCUAGGCGAGUCAAUGGAUCUAAUCAAGGAAUAA